UUAAUAAUAAAUUAAAUUAUAUCGAUUAUUAUUAAAAUAAAGUGGUAAAAGCGGCGGGAUUUUAUAACACUACUUCUUGUCUUCUGUACGGUCAGAGAAUACGCUCACCGCCCUGAUGAUCUUACCGCUGCUCCUCCGCCGAUUCCUCCUCACUCUCCUCCUCUUCCCCCUCCUCGCCGGCGCAGAAACAAACCUUAACUCGGACCGCGCCGCACUCCUCACUCUCCGCAACACCGUCGGACGCACUGCGCUGCAAUGGAACGAGACCAACUCCCCAUGCACUUGGCACGGUGUUGGCUGCCUCCACAACCGUGUCGUCUUCCUCCGCCUACCCGCCGUCGGGCUCUUUGGAGCGAUCCCCGUCGGAACCCUUGGAAAUCUCACCGCCCUCCGAAGCCUAAGCCUCCGCUUCAACAAUCUCUCCGGCGGCCUUCCGCCGGACCUCAACGGCGCUGCGCAACUCCGCAAUAUAUAUCUCCAGCAAAACCGGUUCUCCGGCGAUAUACCUCCAGUGCUCUUCUCGCUGCAGAAGCUCAUUCGUCUCAACCUCGCCGGGAAUGGCUUCACCGGUGGGAUUUCGCCGGAGUUCAACAAUCUCUCCCGACUGGAGACGCUGUACCUUGAGAGGAAUCAGCUCAGUGGCGGAAUCCCCGAUCUUAAUCUACCGAAACUGGAGCAGUUCAAUGUCUCCUAUAACCGUCUGAAUGGCUCCGUGCCUUCUAAGCUUUGGAAGAUGCCGUCGAGUGCUUUUAAGGGAACCUCGCUCUGCGGUGGUCCGCUACCUCAAUGUCCCAACGGGAUCUCACCGAUGACAGUUCCGGAGGUCGCGGGAGGUGGAGGGGGGAGUAAGCUGUCCGGCGGCGCCAUCUCCGGAAUCGUGGUUGGUUCGACGGCGUUGAUAGUUAUAGUACUGAUUCUUUUUGUGUUCUUGCGCCGCGGGAGUAAGGCUAGGGCACACGAGGCGGCGGCCAUGGUUGCAAAACGGCCGGAGGCGGUGUUAAAGAAACCGGAGAUGGGGAAGAGAUUGAUGUUUUUGGGGAAUGUGGGAGCGCCAGAGUUUGAUUUGGAGGAUUUGCUGCGGGCUUCAGCGGAGGUAUUGGGGAAGGGGACGUUUGGGACGGUGUACAAGGCGGAGUUGGAGGCCGGGACGGUGGUGGUGGUGAAGAGGCUGAGGGAGGUGAUAUUGGCGGAGGAGGAAUUCAGGGAGAAGAUUGAAGCAGUGGGUUCCAUGAACCAUGAGAAUAUUGUGCCAUUUAGGGCUUAUUACUACAGCCAGAAUGAGAAGCUGCUGGUGUAUGAUUACAUGCCGAUGGGGAGUAUUUCUGCUCUUUUGCACGGAAACAGAAGAUCAGGAAGAACCUCUCUAAACUGGGAGACAAGAAUCUCCAUUGCUCUGUCUGCCGCCCGUGGCAUCGGCUAUAUCCAUUCGACGAGCCCUACAACUUCCCAUGGCAACAUCAGGUCGUCAAACAUCUUUUUUAACAAAUCCCAUACUGCUUGUGUGUCCGACAACGGGCUUGCAGCUCUCGUCAACCCUAGCAGCUCUUCAAUCCUUGUCUCUGGUUAUCGAGCUCCAGAACUCACCAACUUCCGCAAGAUCUCUCAGAAGGCCGAUGUUUACAGCUUUGGUGUCCUCCUGCUGGAACUGCUCACCGGAAAGUCGCCUGAGGAGGGCGCCAACCUCCCUCAAUUGGUGCAAGCAGCGCUUCGGGAGGAAUGGUCGACCGAUGUUCUUGAUCUGGAGUUGCUUAGGCAACAGAAUGUGGAAGAGAUGGUUCAGCUAUUGCAGGUUGCUGUAAACUGUACGGUUCAGUGUCCGGAUAGCCGGCCAUCGAUGCCGGAGGUGGUGGCGCAGAUUGAAGUGAUCAGUUCUUCAAGUAGAGAUGCUGUAGAAGUCCAAGCACAGUAGCAGCAGGAGGAGGAGGAGGAGGAGGUUGUGCUACAGAGCAUUGAAAAGCCUAUGGUGCAGAAUCUUGAAUCUUGUUAAUGGAAGAUAUUAGUUAGCUGGAAUUGGAUUAUCUACAGUUACUAUGAUA
This is a messenger RNA of Dendrobium catenatum, 2036 nucleotides long. RefSeq names its product probable inactive receptor kinase At1g48480. Bases 116 to 1909 code for a protein of 597 amino acids. NCBI's taxonomy places the organism in Eukaryota, Viridiplantae, Streptophyta, Magnoliopsida, Asparagales, Orchidaceae. Gene Ontology annotation, biological process: protein phosphorylation. The transcript is spliced from 2 exons. The record is from RefSeq and is a predicted model, not a curated record. Gene Ontology annotation, molecular function: protein kinase activity; protein binding; ATP binding.